AUGAGCUUCCAGCCUGCUGCAGAUGUAGAUGAAGGAGCAGCAGCAGCAGCAGCAGCAGCCGAGCCAGAUGAUGAUACAGCAGACCAGUUCUCUGUACUACCUAGCAGCAGCAGCAGCAGCAGCAGCAGGAACAGCUGCAGCAGCAACCCAGCCCGUUGGCGGUCACCCAAUCAUAUGGUGUUAAGCGCAGAGUCUUUGUUUCCUUGCACACAAAGAACAGCAGCAGCAGCAGCAGGAGAGGAAGAAGAAGCAGCAACAGCAGAAGGAAAUACAGCAGAGGCUGCAGCACUAGACCUGGCAGAGCCAGAUGCAGCAGAAGCAGCAGCAGCAACAGCAGCAGCAGCAGACAAUAUAGCUGUAGACAGUGGCGUGUCUCCUGCAGCUGUUGCAGUACCUUUAGAAGAGGAACAUGAUACAGCAGCACCAGCAGCACCAGCAGCAGCAGCAGCAACCGACAGCAGCAGCAAGGGUUGGUUUUCUUCUUUCUUAGAGAAUCUAGCAUAUGCAGCAGCAGCACAAUCUGCUGCUGUGUCUGGUGUAUCUAUUUAUCCUUCUUUGCUUCCUCCUGCAAGUAUAUCUGCUGCCUCUUCUGAAUUAGCAGCAGCAGCAGCAGCAGCAGAACCCGAAACAGCAGCAGCAGCAGCAGCAGCAGCAGGAGAUGGAUGGAGCUGGAGGGAGGCCGUCUCCUCCUUCUUUGCUAAGGUUGACGAAAGAUUAGAGGAGGGGGGCCCCGCCCUCUAUUCAGAGAUCUAUGAUUUUACCCUAUGA
Eimeria maxima is the source of this 768-nucleotide messenger RNA. RefSeq lists its product as hypothetical. Bases 1 to 768 code for a protein of 255 amino acids. The transcript has a single exon. Lineage: Eukaryota; Apicomplexa; Conoidasida; Eucoccidiorida; Eimeriidae. The record is from RefSeq and is a predicted model, not a curated record.